This is a messenger RNA of Malaya genurostris, 4334 nucleotides long. It is a transcript of the gene pds5, whose product is annotated as sister chromatid cohesion protein PDS5 homolog B-B. The coding region runs from base 328 to 3906 and encodes 1192 amino acids. Lineage: Eukaryota; Metazoa; Arthropoda; Insecta; Diptera; Culicidae. The transcript has 9 exons. The record is from RefSeq and is a predicted model, not a curated record. Gene Ontology annotation, cellular component: chromatin; nucleus. Gene Ontology annotation, biological process: mitotic sister chromatid cohesion; DNA repair.
UGUAUUCUGAAACAAAUUCUACAACUGAAUUUUAAUGAGCAUCUAAGCGCCCCCGUUUGAUUUACUGCCACUAGCAAAGGAGGCAAACGUACGGGUAUUACGUUUUCUGUUGUGUGUGUUCGAAGGAAGCAAAACUCUGCAAACGGGAAAACUUUCGUGCAAAUAAGGGUGAACAAAAAUAUAUUUUCGUGUUCAAAAGACGUUUGGAUUAGCAGCGCUAAAAGUGCUGAAGCGAAUGCUGCAUAAACGAAUAACCAGUGAAUCGAACGGAACGUCGAAAACGAACUUUGCUGCCACAGUAGAAGAAGUGAAUAUCGUGGAACUAUAAUGGGUGACAUUGUUUAUCCACCGGGAUGUCGGCCUAUAAACGAGGAUCUCGGGCCGGACGAACUGAUCCGGCGCUUGAAAACAUUAACCCAUACACUCCAAGCUAUGGGACAGGAUGAGGGUAUGUAUACCCAAUAUAUUCCUCUCGCGGUCCACUUGGCGGACGAUUAUUUCCUGCAACACGCGUCGAAAGAUGUCCAGCUUUUGAUUGCUUGCUGUAUUGCGGACGUUCUUCGCGUAUACGCCCCGGAAGCUCCAUAUAAGGACCAGGAGCAAAUAAAGGGUAUUUUUCUGUUUCUGAUAAAGCAACUUAAUGGUCUGAAGGAUCCCAAAGAUCCUGCAUUCAAGAGAUAUUUUUACCUAUUGGAAAAUCUGGCCUAUGUCAAAUCCUUCAAUAUGUGUUUCGAGCUAGAAGACUGCCAGGAGAUAUUUUGCACGCUGUUUAGUCUGAUGUUUAAAAUUGUCAAUGAUGAACACAGUAGUAAGGUUAAAUCGUUCAUGCUCGACGUUCUCUGCCCGUUGAUUACUGAGUCGGAUUCUGUAUCGUACGAUUUGCUAGAUUUAGUAUUCAUCAACAUUGUGGAACCAUUGCGCACACAGAAGAAAAACGCUUACCAUCUAGCCAAAGACUUGAUAGUGAAAACUAGCGAUACACUGGAAACAUAUACGCAGGCCUUCUUCAAUCAGAUUCUGAUUUUGGACAAGUACGAAAAGCAGUACCAGAUAAUGCCCAAAAUUUACGAUGUCAUCUAUGAGUUGAACGUAAUAAGUCCUAGUAUUUUGCUGUCCGUACUCCCCCAACUCGAAUGCAAGUUAAAGUCUGCACAAGAGAACGAACGAUUGAAGGCAGUUUCUCUGCUGGCCAGAAUGUUUUCCGAAAAGGAUUCCAAUUUAGCAAAACAGUAUGGCCCUUUGUGGCGCCAAUUUCUCGGUCGGUUCUACGAUAUCGCUGUUCCUAUUAGAAUCAAAUGUGUUCAAAGCACAAUGCACUUUCUGCUCAAUCAUCCUAAUCUAAGAAAGGAUAUUAUCGACAUUUUGAAGGUACGCCAGCAUGAUUCGGAUGAAACGGUUCGUUAUGAAGUGGUGAUGGCCAUUGUUGAAACUGCCAAGCGUGACUUCCAGAUAGUGUCCGAGUCCGACGAUCUGCUUGAGUUUGUGAAAGAACGCACAUUGGACAAGAAGUACAAAAUACGCAAGGAAGCGAUGAACGGCUUGGCUAUGAUUUAUAAAAAGUAUCUUAGCGAUUGCAAUGUGCCGGAGGCCACGAAAAAAGCGGUCAAUUGGAUCAAGGACAAAAUUUUGCACGGGUACUAUAUGACUGGAAUUGAAGACCGGUUAUUGGUAGAGCGACUGCUUAUCACAUGUCUUGUUCCAUAUCAGCUUCCAGCUGAGGAACGGAUGAAGAAACUUUAUCAGUUGUUAGGAACUAUUGACGAAAAUGCUACCAAAGCAUUCAUUGAAUUGCAAAAAAAUCAGCUUAAAGUGAGACGAAGUGUUGCAGAAUGGAUCAAGCUUCAUCGAAUUAAGGAAAUCACUCCCAACAUGCAGAAGGAUAUGAAUGCCAAGUGCGCCAAUAUUGCUAAGCAGCUUCCAGACCCGGUGAAAGCACAAGAAUUUCUCCUAAAGUUCAGUGCCCAGAUGCGGAAGGAUCCGAAACUGAUCUCCGAAAUGGAAACCAUUCUAAAGCGAGAUGUUACAUGCAAAGAAUGCGCCGAAACAAUGGCGAUUGUGCUGAAAAAACUUGGCCAACCAAUUAUGACCAAUACGUACUAUAAUACGGUUAAAAUGUUGCUCGAACGUAUAGCUUCCGUGAUGGUAGACAAGCACUCAAUAGGAAUUCUUAUUGAACUCAUCCAGGAAUGUAUGAACGGAUCUGAUGUGAUUGAUGAAGUUAGCUUACCUUCGGAGUCUGCAGGCGAACGUGGUCUCAAACUGCUGACUGUCCUGGCAUAUGUUUUUUCCGCACAUUUCCAGCACAAGGAAAUUCUACGACAUAUGAUAGGAUUAUUAAACUUCGAUGAAGAAUACGUUGCUCCAUAUGUACUGAAGGCUUACACUUACUUGGGUCGUUACAAACCACUUGUCGAGUCCCAUUUAGAUAUCGCAAAAGAGUUGGCACCGAUUUGUAAGGAAUUUGCGGUGGCUGGAUCACCAAAACAGGCCAAGCAUGCCAUCCGGUGUAUGUAUGUCAACACACAAACCAGCGACCCGAACAUUGAUCCUAGCAUAGACAUAUUCCCGGAUAUUGUGGAGUCCUUUAAACUCACGCUAAAUCCAGAAAAUGAGCAUUACCGAACAGCUAUUGUGAGUCUUGGUCAUAUUGCGUACAACCUUCCGGAAAGAUUUCACGUUCAAAUCAAAAAUAUUAUCUCACGAAAAAUUGUUAAGGAGCUACUCGUGAAGGAAACUGUGGAAGGGCGCUUAGAUAUACCCCACGCAGAAUGGUGCGACGAGGACGAUCUCCCAGAGGAAACUCGCUGCAAGGUGGAAGGUCUGAAGACGAUGGCUCGCUGGUUGCUCGGACUGAAGAAAGAUGUCGUAUCGGCGCAGAAAACCUUCCGAAUGUUGAACGCGUUCAUCAGCAAGAAGGGAGAUCUGCUGGAACAAGGAACUCUUUGUGCAGCGGAAAAAUCCUGGUUGCGGCUGUCGGCUGGAAAGGCAAUGCUUAAAAUUUGCGAACAAAAAGGUGUCGGUGAUCAGUUUAUUGUGGAACAGUUCUACAAUCUUUCGCAGUUGAUGUGCGAUCCAGUACUAGAAGUACGUGAUACGUUUAUCAAGAAGCUUCAUAAAGGUCUUAAUAAAGGAAUUCCUCACAAGUGUCUUCCGCUGGAUUUCAUGGGCUAUUACGUACUAUGUGGAAGGGAAACAGACAGAAAGUUACAACACCAGGUGAAGUCAAACAUUGAAACUGAUGUGAAUCGACGAAGGGAAUACGUGAAAACAUUUGCCACAGUGGAACGUGCUAUGAGUCAACUGCCGCACAUACUUCCCGACUAUAUGUUGGUGUUUGCCGUCCCAGUAUUGACACACGAUCCCCGCUUCACUCGACAUACGGAUCCGGUUCAGCUGCGGCAGAUUGAACGCUGUCUGUGGUUGAUUCUUGAACCUCUGGUCACUAACAAGGAGUUCUUUUGCUUCGGUUUCUACAAGAAUUUAAUUGAACGGAUGAAAAAUUACAAAGAUGCCCUGAAGCCGGACGACGAGGAGAUAAAUUGCAAAUUAUGGGCCAUUUGUGACAUAGCGCUAGGAUUAAUUCUUACCAAAGUAAACACUUUCGAUGCACGCGAUUUUCCGGUAGAUGCACGCAUUCCGUCAAUGUACUUCCAGGCUCAGUCGGAAAAUUUCCACAAUGCACGUUUAUACAUACCUGAAGACAUGUAUAAUCUGACCGGAUCAAGCUCAGCCACUGGGAAAAAAACUAUUAUGGCAUUGAAUGACCGUAAGAAAGCUUCUAGCUCGAAAACAGCAUACAAUCACGAAGGCAACGGUGGUAGUGAGGAUAACGGCAACGAUUCUGGAGCAGAUGACGAUGAACCACCAGCGAAAAAGAUGCAUAGUAGUAGUAACGAGGAUGACUAAUAGCACCACAGGCAAGAAAAUGGUAAUGACGCAACUGUUAACACAGAUUAAGAAUUUUUAGCAUAUAGGGCUUAUAUAUCUAAUAAUAACUAAAAAGAAAGUUGAUCUUUUUAUAUUAAACUAAGUGAAACAAUGGACAAUUUCUAUCUUUUUCGGCAUCAAUAGAAGUUUACACAUAAUGUAAGAAAUUUGAACAAAAAAAUGUAUGCUGUUAAAUUAUUUAUCUCUUGAGUUUUGUGACGUUUAUGAAAGUGAAAACAUUAUAUGUUUCAAUGAAUCCGAUACCACUCAUACAUUACGUUCGUUCGAAACUGUAAAAAUUACAAUGAUGGCUAUAAUAACGGUAAUAUUCUGAAAUUUGCAGAAAAUGCAUUCAACUUUCGCAAAGCAAAACACGGUUCAAUAAAUCCCCGCAGCUCACUCAGUAA